Physella acuta is the source of this 965-nucleotide messenger RNA. Its product is annotated as carbonyl reductase [NADPH] 1-like. Gene Ontology annotation, molecular function: carbonyl reductase (NADPH) activity. The record is from RefSeq and is a predicted model, not a curated record. Lineage: Eukaryota; Metazoa; Mollusca; Gastropoda; Physidae.
AUGUGUAAACGUGUGGCUGUGGUAACAGGUGCCAACAAAGGCAUCGGUUUCGCUAUCGUUCGAGCCUUGUGUACACACUUUGACGGGGAUGUUUUACUUACCGCUCGUAAUGUAGAGCGUGGUACCAAGGCAGUUUCAGAUUUGGAGAAAGAAAAUCUGCAUCCUAAAUUCCACCAGCUGGACAUAGAUGACCAUAACAGUGUUGUAAGAAUUCGUGACUUUCUGAAAGAAAACUAUGGAGGUCUGGAUAUUCUUGUAAACAAUGCUGCAAUUAUGUACAAGCCAGAAUCAACCGCUCCAUUCUCUGAACAAGCUGAUGUCACAACAAAGACGAACUUCUUCAACACAUUAAAUGUUUGUCACGUUCUCUUCCCUUUACUUCGGACACAAGCUCGGGUAGUGAAUGUGUCCAGUCUUAAGUCAUACACGGCUCUGUCAAUGUGUUCAGAGGAAGUUAAAGCCAAGUUCACUGCCCCUGAUAUCACUAUGGAUGAGCUGACCUCAAUCAUCCAGUCAUUUGUUCGUUUGGCUCAGGACAACAAACACCAACAGGCAGGUUUUGCUGACACAGCUUAUGGCAUGUCAAAGGUCGGUGUCACUGUCAUGUCAAUGAUUCAACAGAGGGAACUGGACAAGAAAGGCUGUCAAGAUAUUGUUGUCAAUGCGUGCACGCCUGGCUACGUGGCUACCGAUAUGACCAGCUACCAAGGAAACCUGACUAUUGACCAAGGUGCUGAAACACCUGUCUAUUGUGCGCUGCUGCCUCCAAACAUUGACAGCCCCAGGGGAUUUUUUAUUAGCGAAAAACAAGUUAUGGAAUGGAAGGCUUGAAAAUCACAUGAAUCUGCCUUUUAAUUAACAUUGUUUAUUUGUAAAGGAUUUUUAGCGCAAUUUCCAUUCUGGAGAAUUGCUUUUAUUAACUCGUCUUUUCUGGGAAUGGAUGGAUGUGUGUUCGCAGCUUUAAG